Messenger RNA from Phlebotomus papatasi, 1183 nucleotides. RefSeq lists its product as uncharacterized. The record is from RefSeq and is a predicted model, not a curated record. Gene Ontology annotation, biological process: cellular response to oxidative stress. Gene Ontology annotation, cellular component: cytoplasm. Bases 87 to 422 code for a protein of 111 amino acids. The transcript has 3 exons. Gene Ontology annotation, molecular function: glutathione disulfide oxidoreductase activity. NCBI's taxonomy places the organism in Eukaryota, Metazoa, Arthropoda, Insecta, Diptera, Psychodidae.
CAUUCCCUUUUGUUUUCGUUCUUACAAAAAGGCGAAUUUUAUUUGUGCGCAAAGUUUUUGCGAUUCUCAUGAAAUUUUGAGAGCAAAUGGGCAUUUUCAGUAGCAAAGAACCCGUCGACAUGAGUGGACCUGUGGCACAGUUUGUGAGAGAGACCAUUGCAAGUGAUAAAGUGGUGAUAUUCUCAAAAACCUAUUGUCCCUAUUGUUCAAUGGCCAAGGAGCAAUUCCGAAAGUUGUCUCAGGACUUCACAGCAAUUGAAUUGGAGAGCAGAGAGGAUGGGUCUGAGAUUCAGGAUGUUCUUGGAGAGAUCACAGGUGCUAGAACGGUACCCAGAGUCUUUGUAAAGGGUGAAUUCAUUGGGGGAGGAACUGACGUCAAGAAGCUAUACAACGAUGGGUCUCUCAAAAAGAUGCUUGAGUAGAAAAUCAUACCUGAUGAUUCACUUUCUCUCGAAAUUCCACGAAAAGUUCAUUAAACAUUCAUCCGGACAAGUCGGGGCAAGUACCGUACCUCUGUCUCUCUAUGGACAUAACCGAUAUAACGGCAAUUAAUAAACAAAUCAGCUGAUUACACGUGUCAUUUUCCUGAGAUCAUUUAUUGCUAGUUGCGAAUUUUUCCCCAGUGAUAACACGAUUCUUCAGAUUUGCAUCAAAAGUGAACAGGAAAUUAAAAAAAGGUGAGUUCCGGAAAGAAAAGUUCAGUUAUUUUCUCGAAAAUCAUUUCUUUAGUGCGCGGAAUACACUCUUAGAAACGGUUUGUUAUUUUUUGUAUUUUAAUUCUAAUUUAUAGUUGAUUUAUUAUAAUUUAGAUUUUGAAUUUGUAUUUGUAAAAAAUCUUAAAACAUAAUAACUGUGCCAACAGUUAUCAUAUUUUGUCAAAAAAAAAAAAAGAAAAACAAUAAAAAAAGAUUAGAUUAUGUGAAAUAGCUAAGGAAUAAGGUUGUUUUACCUUAUGGAUGCUGUGAUUCUUGCAUUGGCAAUUUCUUUAGUGGACACGGAAAAGAAAUUUUAGCACAAUAAAUUAAGCUAAUGUUCAUAUUUGGAAUUAGCACAGAUCAACAAUUGUUUAUUGUGAAAAGAGAAAAAUUCUACCUACAUAAGAGGCGCAAGGAGACCUUAUUUGAAAGUAAAUCCAGUUCAAACAUUGUAAUGAAUUAAUUUCAAUAAAAUUCAUUGUAAACCC